CGACGACACCCCGCCUCAAGUUUCAAAAUGUCCAAGCGCACUCGUAAAGUCGGUGUCACCGGAAAGUACGGCACUCGUUAUGGUGCCUCCCUGCGUAAACAGGUCAAGAAGAUGGAAAUUACUCAGCACGCACGGUACACUUGCACUUUCUGUGGCAAGGAUUCCGUCAAGCGCGAAGCUGUUGGCAUUUGGAAGUGCAAGUCAUGCAAAAAGGUCAUUGCAGGCGGCGCCUGGACUGUCUCGACAACCGCUGCUGCGACCGUCCGAAGGUCAGUACAAUUUCCAGCGUCGCGAUCCUCGUUAGCUCAUAUUACUUGCAGCACGGUUCGGCGGCUGCGGGAGUUGACGGAGGCAUAAGCUUUAUGUGUCACUUUUCUCCAUGCUUUCUUUCUACUGCAUAUGUAUCCACCACGAUGAUCAUAAGGCGCAUGACUUUCAGUAGGCG
Molecule: messenger RNA, 445 nt
Organism: Coniophora puteana RWD-64-598 SS2
Lineage: Eukaryota; Fungi; Basidiomycota; Agaricomycetes; Boletales; Coniophoraceae
Product: 60S ribosomal protein L43
Exons: 5
Coding region: 28-357 (109 amino acids)
Biological process (GO): translation
Cellular component (GO): ribosome
Molecular function (GO): structural constituent of ribosome
Source: RefSeq, a predicted model, not a curated record